Molecule: messenger RNA, 1036 nt
Organism: Bombina bombina (fire-bellied toad)
Lineage: Eukaryota; Metazoa; Chordata; Amphibia; Anura; Bombinatoridae
Product: SWI/SNF-related matrix-associated actin-dependent regulator of chromatin subfamily A member 5-like
Exons: 8
Biological process (GO): nucleosome organization; regulation of transcription by RNA polymerase II
Cellular component (GO): chromatin; nucleus
Molecular function (GO): DNA binding; nucleosome binding; histone binding
Source: RefSeq, a predicted model, not a curated record
CAUUAUUUUUUUAUGUAUAGGAUAGAGCACACAGAAUUGGUCAAACAAAAACUGUGAGGGUGUUCAGGUUUAUCACAGACAACACUAUUGAAGAACGGAUAGUAGAGCGUGCAGAGAUGAAACUGAGAUUGGAUUCCAUAGUCAUUCAGCAAGGAAGAUUAGUUGACCAGAAUUUAAAUAAGCUUGGAAAGGAUGAAAUGCUUCAGAUGAUUCGACAUGGUGCUACUCAUGUGUUUGCGUCAAAAGAUAGUGAAAUUACUGAUGAAGAUAUUGAUGCCAUCUUAGAAAGAGGGGAGAAAAAAACUGCUGAAAUGAAAGAGAAGCUUUCAAAUAUGGGUGAAAGUUCCCUGAGAAACUUUACUAUGGACACUGAAUGCAGUGUGUACAAUUUUGAAGGUGAAGAUUACAGAGAGAAGCAAAAGAUGGCAUUUACUCAGUGGAUUGAGCCACCAAAACGUGAGCGAAAAGCGAAUUAUGCUGUGGAUGCAUAUUUUAGAGACGCUCUACGUGUUAGUGAGCCAAAAGUACCAAAGGCUCCCAGGCCACCCAAGCAACCAAACGUUCAGGAUUUCCAGUUCUUCCCUCCACGUCUUUUUGAGUUAUUGGAGAAAGAAAUACUAUAUUACAGAAAAACAAUUGGCUAUAAGGUGCCACGUAAUCCUGAGCUUCCAAAUGCAGCCCAAGCACAAAAGGAAGAUCAACAAAAGAUUGAUGAAGCAGAAGUACUAAAUGAUGAAGAGCUGGAAGAAAAAGAAAAACUUCUGACACAACGCCUCUGCAAUGCUGACAGUAGAAGAGUUCUCAUCAAGCCCUUCCAUAUUCGUUUUGUGAGCCAUGCUAGGUUCAGGCUCCCUCCAUUGUCCUUACUGAGUGUUCAAAAUGUCUGCUGUCUGGGAACGACGGGGCCCAACUGCGGCUCCCCGGGCCACAAAGGCAUCAGUACUGGGAUCGAGCACAGCAGGAAAAGAUCUGCUGGAGGUGAGGAAACGAACAUCUUCAUUGUGUUGGACAGCUUCAUGCUGCAUUCAGCAUUAAG